This is a messenger RNA of Sus scrofa (pig), 4363 nucleotides long. It is a transcript of the gene SNAPC1, whose product is annotated as small nuclear RNA activating complex polypeptide 1. Gene Ontology annotation, cellular component: snRNA-activating protein complex. Gene Ontology annotation, biological process: snRNA transcription by RNA polymerase II; snRNA transcription by RNA polymerase III. Lineage: Eukaryota; Metazoa; Chordata; Mammalia; Artiodactyla; Suidae. Gene Ontology annotation, molecular function: sequence-specific DNA binding. The record is from RefSeq and is a predicted model, not a curated record.
CCGGCUCCCGCCUACGUGUGCGAGCGCAUGUGGAGGCGCCACCGCCCGGCCUGGGGAUGCGCGCGCGCGGGCGGGGGCGCGGGCCCCGCACUGCCCUUUGUCUUCCGUGUCUUGUCGGCUUCUGCUGUCUGCCCUUCCCCAAACUUGGUGGUUUGGGAUGUUGGGUUGGGGGGCGGGGAACGCGGGGAGAUUUUUGGGACGGGAAGUGUGCUUGGCAAAUGCUCCCAGGCAAGUGCAUUGCAAUGUGAAUCUGUGCCCUGCAGGACAGAAAAAUACCGACGGGUCGCCUAGCAGAUUGGGCAUCGGUGUAACAGUUUUUUUUUUAAAUUAGUCCUCAUCGACCAAGUCUGUCAAAAACAGAGAAGCUGUGGGUUUAUUUGAACAUUUUUAAGGCGCUCAAAGACUUUGUUUAUUUAAAGCACUUUGAGAUAUGCCAGAUUUAAGUAAAUGGAAACUUUAGCCGCCUCAGGUGGGUUUUAUUUUUUGUUGGUUUUCUUUUGGUUUGGGAUUUUUUUUGCUUCAGUUGUUUGAAUUCAUUGUGUGUCUGCACUUUAUCAAAGCCGGCUAUUGAGAAUCCUUUGGGAGAAGAUAAUCUUGUUGGACAGAAGGGAGGUGAGUUUACGGAAAAAGGAAAAGCUUGGGGCCUUAAUCUCCUGUGAUUAAUAGGUUAUGAUUGCGCAAUUUGUUGUCAAGUAUGGAGCCUGGUAUUGUUUAGAAUAAAAAAAAAAAAAAACCUCGCCUCUGUAUAUCCACAGCUGAUUAUAUUUUACAUUUAUUUGUAUUUUUUUCAGAAAAAUUCAUUGUUUAUGGUUUUUCAAGUAGAAUUUCCUAAAAAGUAGGACAUUAAAAUUUCUCUUUAAAUUUUAACAUUUAAAAAAGUGCUCGAGGUGUUUUAAAAAAAUUUUUUUAACUAAUAAAACCUGAUCUGUAGCCUCAGUCAUUAUGUUUGUGUUUAAUUAAGAGAGGUGCCAUUUAGGGAGAGUGCUGUAACUCUUGUGGUUUUAUGGAUGCUUAAUAAAUCCCUAUAAACUGGUGAUUCUUUACAGAGGAGCACAGACCAGGGGGUGGGAGUGAGGGUGGGGUUAGUGAAAUGGGAGCAGUGCUGUAAUGUUCAUCCCAAAGGGAAACGCAUUUUUGAAAAUUGAGAAACAUCACAUAUAGCCUGACAAGUAGGCUAGGACGCUGUUAAGUCAAAUAUUUUUGAGAGAUCUUUGAAAUGUUAAAACAUGAAUAAACCUAUUUUGGGGAUGUGAGGGCCAUCUGGCUACGACAUCUGUCACCCCAUUGAUUCGGCUGAUCUGGCUGCCUAGGCGGGUGUCCCCUUCCUCCCUCAUCGCUCCACGAGUGUCCCUCCUGAAGCUGUGUGUUUAGGCAAAGAGGAUAACCAUCCCCGAUAGAGGAGAACCAUUCUUGGGUCAAGGGUAUAUGAGUAGCUACGCUCCCCUGCUAGAACCUCCAAACAAGCUAUCAAGGUCCAAUAAGAAAACUGUUUUGUGUAGAGAUCCUUAAAGUGUAUUUUUGGAUAAUAUUAUUGGUUCUUUGAAACUUUUUUUUGAUGGUUCUGUACACAACUGAUUAUGAUACGCUUUAAUAGGAGCACUGAGCAAGAUUUGAGGUAAGCCAUUGUAACGUGUUGUCCGACUCUCCAGCCUGCUGGUAGAAUAUUCAAAGCAAAAACCCAACUGAAGUAAGCUACUCGCAUUGCAAUUUAGACAGGAGCCAGCACAGCCUGAGUAGAGCGGAGGGGCGAAAACAGACGAAACAACGCAUGCGCAGUAACCAUCGCGUGAUCGGGCGGACUCCACUGGAGACGGUUCUGAAGGGGCCGGAAACGCGUCACAAAGAGCGUGUGCGUCACGUCGUAGGGGGCGGAGCGUCUGAGCCUGGUUUCCUCGGCUACCGCUGCCGGCUGGGUAACGUUUGUGGUGCGUGGUUGGCGACUUUCAGACAUGGGGACUCCCGCAGGCUUGCAGACGGACUGUGAGGCGCUGCUCAGCCGCUUCCAAAAGAUGGACAGCGUGCGCUUCGAGGACUUCACCGAACUCUGGAGGAAGAUGAAGUUCGGGACCAUCUUCUGUAUAUUUAUUACUUGAAGAGCCCAGGCUUUGGAAGUAUGAUGGAAUCUGCUUUUCUACCCUGCUCUUUAUGUUGUGGCAAAAUGAGACAUUUAGAAAAGAACACAUUUACAAAAGAAGCUUUGGCUUUGGCUUGGCGAUAUUUUCUACCUCCAUAUGCCUUCCAGAUCAGAGUUGGUGCUUUGUAUCUGCUCUAUGGAUUAUAUAACGCCCAACUAUGUCAACCUAAACAAAAGAUUAGAGUCGCCCUGAAGGAUUGGGAUGAAAUUUUAAAAUUUCAGCAAGAUUUGAUAAAUGCACAACAUUUUGAUGCAGCUUAUAUUUUUAGGAAGCUUCGACUAGACAGAGCAUUUCACUUUGCAGCCAUGCCUAAAUUGUUGUCAUACAGAAUGAAGAAGAAAAUUCAGCGAGCGGAGGUUACAGAAGAAUUUAAGGACCCAAAUGAUCGUGUCAUGAAACUUAUCACUUCUGAUGUACUAGAGGAAAUGCUGAAUGUUCAUGACCAUUAUCAAAGAAUGAAACAAAUAAUUUCAGGUGAUAAAUCCAAUCCAGACAAAGCCCUCAGCUUGAUAAAGGAUGAUUUUUUUGAAAAUAUCAAGAACAUAGUUUUGGAGCAUCAGCAGUGGCACAAAGACAGAAAGAAUCCACCCUUAAAAUCAAAAGUUAAAGAUGGAGAAGAAAAGAGUGAAGGAAAUUCACAACAAUCAGAGAGAUGUGAAAGGGCAGAAUCAUUAGCAAGAAUAAAAUCAAAGGCCUUUUCAGUUGUUGUUCAGGCAUCCAAGUCAAGAAGGCAUCGCCAGGUCAAACGUGACUCUUCUGACUCUGAUUCUGCAUCUGGUCAAGGACAAAUCAAAGCAACUAGGAAAAAAAGAAACAAAGAAACACUGAAAUCAGCAGGAAGGAAGAGGACCGCCACAAACAGAGGUGACACACAGAAUGCACAUAAUAAGGAAGAUAAAUCUUUAAGUCUGAGUAUGCCUGUGAUUACAGAAGAGGAAGAGGAGAAUGAAAGUUUUAGUGAAACAGAGUUCACUGCACCCAAGAGGAGAAGAAAACAGAGAACAAAGAGCCUGAUGUAGAGUUCUUAAUUUUGAACUUUCUGACAGAAGAAAAGGUUUAUAUUUUGUGUAUUGAGUGGGAAGACUGCCAGUAUUAAAAAUAAUUCUUCUGGGAAGCUGUAGGUAUUUCUUUGAAAUAACAGUUCUUUUAAUAUAGUAAUAUAAUAAAAAUACAAAAAAUUAGGGUAAUAAUUUACUCUAAAAUGUAAUUUUAACAUUUCUGUGAAAUACUCAUAAAUGAAGGUAAAAUUUAGAUUUAGAAUGUAAUAGAAUCCUAUUAUUUGCAGAUUAUUGUUAUUUUCUACAAUUUUUUGUGGUAUUAUACUGUCUUAGUACAGUUCUGAUAAUAUUAACUAUUUAAAAUCUUAUAGAAUAUUAAGAUAUUAAAAUAUUAAUGUUUAUUACAUGUAAAUGGCUCGUUAUCUUAUAUCUACAGUAUGGUAAUGGAUGUGUUUAUGAUGUAUAUUCACUGUUUAUAUAUUUUUAAGUGCAGUAAAGUUUUUGCCUUAUUUGGUUUAUUUAUUUUUGAAUUUUUAUUUUUUGACCAUCCAUGUGGAAGUUCCUGGGCCAGGGAUUAAACCCUCACUGCACCAGUGACCUGCGCCACUGCAGUGACAGUGCUGGAUCCUUAACCUACUGCACCACAAUGGAACUUCUGGUUUAUUUUUUAAUAUUUGAAACAUAUGGUCAGUAACUUAUAUGAUUGAUAACUUAGGAGGCUCAGUUUCUACUUCUACGGAAUUAAGUAUUUUGUGCUUGUUUUAAAGCUCCCUUUGGCCUACAUUGUCUGUUUUUAUACAUGUGUGUUUGUGUAUGUGUAGAUAUAUGUAUGCUUGUGUCCAAUUAUACAUAUAAUAUCAUUAGUCAGUGCCUAAGUACAUUUAAAUACUGAUUAUGUCUAGUAAAACCUUUAAGAGUGGUAAUGUAAACUCCAGAAUGUAUCUGUGAUACAGAAAGUUGGUACUCACAGAAAAAAAUUGUAUAGCUUCAUGAACGUACCUCUCCGUUAGUUUCUCAUUUGUGAGAUUGCUUCAGCCAUGUUGUUUGAGUGGCAGACCAUCUCCACAUCAUGUGGUUGUUUCAGCCAGUCUUACAGUUGAUUAUAUACAUGUGGUGUAGUCAGGAGUUCUGCAAAUGUCUUAUGAGUGAAAAUGUGUGUAAUUCUUUAAAAUCAAAAUACUAAUGCUAGCCCAGAUAAAACUUUCAUUUAUUAGAAUCUGUGCUGUCAAA